AUGAUUAUCGGAGCGGGACUUUUCUUUGACUUGCUACGCAACGAGAAGAUCUACCUGGGAGAAAAUGGACCAGUAGCGCAGAACACCACCCUCGGCUGGAUUGUUUGUGGAAACUUGCCGGACAACUCGGACGUGCGAAGACCUCACGUUGCCAACACAUGUACGGAGAAACUGGAUGAACUUUUGACACGUUUUUGGGAGUUAGAGACGUGUAAAACGGACAGUGUUUUCUCAUUGGAGGAAUAUGCCUGCGAGAAGUUUUUCGAUCGCACUACGGUCCGAGAUGCAACAGGAAGAUUUGUAGUUACACUGCCCAAAAAGGAUUACCUUAUUCAACAACUCGGGGAUUCGAGGAACAUAGCCAUGAAGCGCUUCCUUUCACUCGAGCGCCGCCUUACUGCAGAUCCUGAGUUGAAACGGAUGUAUCGUGAUUUCAUUCACGAGUAUCUCCAAAUGGGACACAUGGAAGAAAUUGUUGGAGACGAAGAAAGUUCGGCCUUGCCGGAGUAUUUCAUUCCUCAUCAUUGUGUCAUCAAACUCGAUAGCACGACCACUAAACUACGGGUUGUGUUUGAUGCGUCGUGUCCCACAUCGAGCGGCCUCUCGCUGAACAACGCAUUGAUGGUAGGACCUACGGUGCAGGAUGACAUCAUCUCGAUCGUCCUCCGUUUUCGGUUCCACAGAAUCGCCAUAGUGGCAGAUGUGGAGAAAAUGUACCGCAUGGUACAGCAACAACUGGCUGAUAGAAGACUGCAUAAAAUCCUGUGGCGUGACAACCAGAACGAACCUAUUCGAGUGUUUCAGCUAAACACCGUCACAUACGGUACGGCAUCGGCACCGUAUUUAGCUACCAAGUGCCUCAAACGUCUAGCAGAACUAGAUGGGAACAAAUUCCCUGAAGCAGCCAAGAUUCUCUGCAAAGAUUUCUAUGUCGAUGACAUGAUGUCCGGUGUUGACGACGUACAGGAGGGAGUCAAGAUAUGCAGCGAUAUUCAGCAACUUUUGCAUGGCGGAGGAUUCAACCUUAGGAAAUGGAGCAGUAACUGUCCAGCGGUGUUGGAGAAUAUACCUAAGGAGCUUCAGGACGACCGAACAUCUUUCGAGUUGGACGAUUCUAGUGCAAUCAUCAAAACGCUGGGUCUCAUCUGGGAGCCCAGGUUGGACGUCUUUCGGUUCAAAAUACCGGAGUGGAACACAUCGGAAAUCUGUAAACGCACGGUCAUUUCUGAUUUAGCUCGAAUAUUCGAUCCGCUCGGGCUAAUCGGAACUGUGAUCGUUUCCGCAAAAAUAUUUGUCCAGAAUCUCUGGAAACAGAAGAUUUCGUGGGACGAACCGCUACCAAGUGAACUUCAAGCUCAAUGGCUGGAGUUCAGAACCAGCUUAUCGCAGCUUGGCAACUUGCAGAUUCCGAGGUGGGUUGCCUUCAGAAAGGAUUGCCUUUCGAUGGAGCUCCACGGCUUUUGCGACGCGUCCAUGAAAGCCUAUGGAGCCUGUUUGUAUGUGCGAUGCACCCACUUCGAUGGCACCAUCACGUCCAACCUACUAGUCGCAAAAUCAAGAGUCGCGCCGCUGUCCGAAGUAGAGAAGAAACGAAAGAAACUCACGAUUCCCCGCUUGGAGUUGUCCUCUGCUGUAUUACUGGCUCACCUCUACGAAAAAACGUCUGCUAGCCUCACGAUUUCAACGCAGUCGUACUUUCAUACCGAUUCCAUGAUCGUUCGGUAUUGGUUGUCUUCUCAACCGUCACGAUACCAGAUGUUCGUAGCAAACCGAAUAUCGGAAGUACAACACCUCACGAGGACCGGUACGUGGCGACAUGUUGCCGGUACAGAGAACCCUGCGGACGCCCUCUCUCGCGGUAUUCCAGCAGCUGAACUGAAGCAGGACUCGUUGUGGUGGUAUGGACCAAGUUGGCUGCGAGAAGAUAAGGAUUGUUGGCCCAAAACACAAGAAGUGCUCCUGGAAGACCUGGAGAAAUCGUAUCUCGAAGAGGGAUCUGUGGUCGCGUCUGUUGCUACAAUACCAGAACCCAGUGAGAUCUUCAGCCUGCGAUCUACUCUACACCGCUCGGUAAAACUAGUAGCGUAUUUGCUACGAUUCAAGCACAAUGCACUUCGUACUCGCGACAACUGUAGGAGAACUGGACCACUGACCCUGAAGGAGCGGGAAGAAGCAUUAAUGCAGUUGGUGAAGUUGUCACAAUGGGAGUGUUUCGCUCGAGAUAUAGCUGAAUUAGAACGUCACGGGGAAGUGCGGUCGACCUCUCGCAUUCGUACGCUUCAUCCGCAAUGGGUUGAAGGCGUACUCCGGGUCGGCGGCCGGCUUGAAAAUGCCCGCAUAUCGAUGGACCGGAAACAUCCUAUUCUCCUAGACAAAAACCACCCUCUAACUUCCAUGAUUAUGCGACACUACCACUAUGAACACCUACACGCGGGCCCGCAACUGUUGGUGGCCAGUGUACGAGAACGAUUCUGGUCGCUCAGUGCCCGUAGUCUCGCCAGGAAGAUUAUACACAGGUGCAUCACCUGUUUCCGCAGCAAGCCAACAUCACAAGAUCAACUGAUGGCCGAUCUGCCGGCCGAACGAGUUACUCCAGCUCCGCCAUUCUUGCGAGUUGGGAUCGACUAUUGCGGACCUUUUGUUGUUCGCUAUCCGAAUCGAACGAAAAUCUCCGUGAAACACUACGCCGCAAUUUUUGUCUGCCUUGUCACGAAGGCGGUCCAUAUCGAAAUGGUUUCCGAUCUCACAACCCAAGGAUUCUUGGCUGCGUUGAAGAGAUUUGUUGCUAGGCGAGGGAAACCAGCGAUGAUCAUGUGUGAUAAUGGGACAAACUUCGUGGGUGCUCGACGGGAGCUUGAUGAGCUCGCUACGCUGUUCAAAAACCAGCAUUCCCAGCAGUCUAUUGCGGGAGGUGCAGCGGACAUCGGAAUUGAAUUUAAAUUCAUUCCAGCCAAAUCUCCAAACUUUGGCGGCUUGUGGGAGGCGGCUGUCAAGUCGAUAAAACAGCAUCUGCGGAAAACAAUCGGUUUGAAAUCUAUCACGCCCGAAGAGUUGAACACGGUGUUCGCGCAAGUCGAAGCAUGUCUUAACUCAAGACCGAUUACUCAAAUGAGCAGUGAUCCUAGCGAUCUCAGCGUGCUAACCCCUGGACAUUUCCUUGUCCAGCGACCACUGACAGCGGUAGCAGAACCGUCGCUACGAGAUGUUCCAGAAAAUAGGCUAUCCAGGUGGCAGCAGGCUCAGAACUUUGUUCAACGGAUCUGGUCCAGAUGGUCAACCCAAUACCUGUCAGAUCUACAUAACAGGACCAAGUGGACGCAGCGGAGGAACAACUUGUUCAUCGGGACGAUGGUCCUAAUCAAGGAGGACAAUCUGCCACCUCUUAGGUGGCUUCUCGGACGAGUAGCUCACAUUCAUCCGGGUGCUGAUGGGAACGUCAGAGUUGUCACCAUCAGGACAAAGGACGGGAGCAUUGUCCGGGCAGUCUCGAAAAUAUGUAUCUUGCCCUUCAAAGAAAACGAAGAACCGCAGCCCGCUGGGGAGAACUAG
Aedes albopictus (Asian tiger mosquito) is the source of this 3549-nucleotide messenger RNA. RefSeq lists its product as uncharacterized. The transcript has a single exon. Lineage: Eukaryota; Metazoa; Arthropoda; Insecta; Diptera; Culicidae. Gene Ontology annotation, molecular function: nucleic acid binding. The coding region runs from base 1 to 3549 and encodes 1182 amino acids. Gene Ontology annotation, biological process: DNA integration. The record is from RefSeq and is a predicted model, not a curated record.